This is a messenger RNA of Plectropomus leopardus (leopard coralgrouper), 5449 nucleotides long. RefSeq names its product solute carrier family 7 member 3a (gene slc7a3a). Gene Ontology annotation, biological process: amino acid transport; transmembrane transport. The record is from RefSeq and is a predicted model, not a curated record. Gene Ontology annotation, molecular function: amino acid transmembrane transporter activity. Gene Ontology annotation, cellular component: plasma membrane. NCBI's taxonomy places the organism in Eukaryota, Metazoa, Chordata, Actinopteri, Perciformes, Serranidae.
ACCACACAACCACAUCUGAGCGGGAUAUUUCAUCAGCGACCACGGCAACAGCACCUCUACAGUCUCAGCACGUCAACCAGAAGACAUUAAAGGUUCUAAUCUGCUGCUGCAAAAUACCACGACCACAGACCUGCUGCUUCCUGUUCCUGUGCUCGAGUGACUGUUGCCAAAGUCGUCACACCUACACUAAAGGACCAAUCGUAACCAAGCACUUGGUUCACCUACCCAUCUGCUCAAAGUACUAUACUCCCAGACCAGUCACACGUGUUCUCAGCUGUGUCAAUCACACACACCCACACUAGGAGGAUUUAAAACACAUAGUCUGGUUCCUCGCCCACACACAGUCACAGCAAAUAUGGCCAGCAAGCUGACCAACAUUGGCAAAACCCUGCUGCGUCGCCGGGCAUUAGACUGCUCUGGUGAAGAGACCCGAUUCGCUCGCUGUCUGUCCACCCUGGACCUCAUUGCCUUGGGGGUGGGUUCCACACUCGGCGCUGGUGUCUACGUCCUCGCUGGCGAGGUUGCACGUGAAAAAGCAGGACCGGCUAUUGUCCUCUGCUUCCUCAUUGCUGCUCUGUCCUCAAUGUUGGCCGGCCUAUGUUAUGCUGAAUUUGGCGCCCGUGUCCCCAAAACAGGCUCUGCGUACCUUUACAGCUAUGUGACAGUUGGAGAAAUCUGGGCCUUCAUCACAGGAUGGAACCUCAUCCUCUCGUAUGUGAUAGGUACGGCAAGUGUGGCCAGGGCGUGGAGCUCAACGUUUGACAGCUUGGUGGAACAAAAGAUCUCUGACUUCUUUAAAGCUUCGAUGACAAUGAAAGUUCCAGGGAAUGUGCUGGCAGAGUACCCGGACAUAUUCGCCCUCAUCUUGGUACUGCUGCUCACUGGACUUCUGGCCUUCGGUGUGAACGAGUCAGCGCUGGUGAAUAAGAUCUUCACAGGCAUCAAUCUGGUGGUUCUGGGCUUCGUCAUUAUCUCUGGGUUUGUUAAGGGAGACGCAGCAAACUGGAACCUGACAGAGGAUGACUACAUCAGCUACAUAAACAGCACCAACGGCAGCGGAGCUAUGAAAGUUGAGGAGGAAUUUGGCACGGGUGGCUUUGCUCCGUUUGGCCUGACUGGAGUCCUGUCUGGUGCUGCCACCUGCUUCUACGCCUUUGUGGGCUUUGACUGCAUUGCAACGACAAGUGAAGAAGCAAAGAACCCCAUGCGCUCCAUACCUAUCGGCAUUGUCGCCUCACUGCUGAUCUGUUUUUUCGCUUACUUUGGCGUGUCUGCCGCUCUCACCCUCAUGAUGCCAUACUACCAGCUGAACACCCAGAGUCCUCUGCCUGAGGCUUUCACCUACGUCGGCUGGUCUCCGGCCAGAUACAUCGUAGCCGUGGGCUCUCUCUGCGCUCUGUCCACCAGCCUCCUUGGCUCGAUGUUCCCCAUGCCCCGCGUUAUCUACGCCAUGGCAGAGGAUGGGCUGCUGUUCCGUAUUCUGUCCAGGAUGAACGCUCGCACAAAAACUCCUCUGCUGGCUACCAUCGCUUCUGGUGUCGUUGCAGCUCUGAUGGCCUUCCUGUUCGACCUGGCAGCUCUGGUUGACCUCAUGUCCAUUGGAACUCUGUUGGCGUACUCUCUUGUGGCCAUCUGUGUCCUCAUCCUCAGGUACCAGCCAGGCAGCCUGAGUUCGUCCAGUCAGACAGAGAAGCUGGUGGAGCUGGUAGAAGGGGAGAUGAUCGCUGUGAGCGGAGGAGACAGCGGCGACGAGCAUGGCAUGGAGACGGAGGAGAGGCUGCUGCGAGAGACCUUCACCGCCAAGCUGCUCUUCUGCCCGAGCGGAAAGACCCCGACGCAGACCUCUGGGCACAUUGUCUACGCCACCACUGCUAUCAUUUCCAUUUUUAUCACUGUACUGUGCGUUUUCUUGGCAAACUAUCUCCCUGAGUUGCUGGCCGGGCACGCAGCUGUUGUGGCGCCCUGUGUCAUCUUGACUCUGCUCUGUGUUGUCUGUGUCAUCAUCAUCUGGAGGCAGCCUGAGAGCAAAGAGGCUCUCACCUUCAAGGUCCCUCUGCUCCCCUGGUUGCCCCUGUUCAGCGUUUUCGUCAAUAUCUACCUCAUGAUGCAGCUGGACCGGGGCACGUGGUGCCGCUUCGCCGUCUGGAUGCUUAUCGGUUUCGCCAUCUACUUCUUUUAUGGUAUUAAGAACAGCAGUGAAGCUGUCAAAAGGUCAUCCCCACGCAAAUACGAGCCCGCGCUGCAGACCAAGACCCCCAUUUACAAAGGCGCUCCUGACGACGGUGACGUGGAGGCGGGCAGCCCCUGAUACAGACUGACGCAGACCUGGGGAGUGUUGCCAGAGCAUCUGCACUCAUUUUGGCAGUCUGGUUGAACUGGCAGCCAAAUGCCACAAUGUUUGCAGCUUGGAACGCAGCCCUGGGUUUAAAGGGAGGAGAGGCAAGAAAACGCCACACACACACACACAUCUUACCUCUGACGUGGAGGCUGAUUAACUUGAUGGCUAGACACUGUGACAGAGCCACUUUCUGGCCCAUGUGUCUGUUUUAAUCUGUCUGUUUGUACUUAGCCUUAGCCCUCCGGGAGAUAUUUACCUGCCUAUAACACAUGCUUUGAAUGGACCUGACUAACAUAAGAGUACCGCGGUGCUCCUCACGAGGUUCUGUUUUCCGUUAUAUGAAGCCGUUAACUGGAAGAAUGUUAAACUUUAGCUGUUUCUUCUUUGCUCACCUUUUUUGGUGUGCUGUGGCUGUGUGUGAAGCCACUAACCCAAUAGUGGGUAAAAGAACUUCUAUCACUAAAAAUUAUGACUUGAGCCAGUGAGGUUACGAUCAUCAAGACGCUCGGAUCAGCAAGCUAGACUUUAUUAAGCAGCAGUCAUCACCAAGUGACGGAGCCUUCAGUAGAGUUAACGUAUAGUUUUAUUGGUCCUUGUUUAUUGUAUCUGUUUGUUUGUGUGUCAACAGGGUAGCACUGAGGCUGUGUGGUUUACAGAGUCAGGGCCUUGGCUCAGUUAGGUCAGUAGCACAGACAACGUUGAUGUCAUCUACACUGUACGUUUCAGUGUCUGAGGCGUUAGAACUUGCUUUUACAGGUCGCCCUCGCUGCUCCCCCUGCUCCCAGAAAACAGCCAUACAGUAAUUGUAAACAGCAGGUUUUUUUUAAACGGCAUGAUAUAGAGUGGUGCAGGAAUGGGUUAGCAUUUUAGCAUUCUCAUUUCCCUCGUCUCAGAAUUUUUUUGUUUUUUUAAUUGUUUCUUGGUUAGAUCGCCUAGAUAUGGUCAGUGUUGAACACAAGCGUAAGAGACUUCAAGAUUUUGUUCUAGACGUAAAAUGCACCAGUCAGUAAUCCACCCCAACUUUUUAAGCUUUUACAAUUUUUUUUUUUUUUUAAAAAAGGUGGUUGCUAACAAGUAGUUAAAUGGCUACAGGUUGUCUUUAUGCCAUACACAGCUUUAUAGCCUCGUUGAAGGCAUGCAGCCGUAGUGCGGCUCGUUUAAAGGUUAGCUUUUUUUCAUCUGCCGAUUGCAUUAACUUUAAAAAAAAAAACCUGUUCAUUAUAAAGAUAAUCUUGCCGAACAAAACAUAUAGGUGUCAAACUUUUGUUUGCACAGAGCUUACUUUCUGCAAUUAUCUCAAAUCAAAUGGAAAAUCCCGUUAGCUUUACGACAAUGAAAUAUUAUAUGUAAUUUUUCCAUGUUUGUCUCACAUGUAGACUGUGUUGAAAUGGUAUUUGCGGGCACCUUGUGGCCUUUGUUUCAACCUACACCGGAUAACUAAAAUAAGUUUAAAAACUUAUAACAGCCAAAAAAGUAACAAAAUACUUUCAACCCAUAAAGGGCAUAAAAAUACAGAAAUCGAAGUUAAAACUGAAAAAGCAAAGCAGGAGUUAAGAGAUUUAAUCUGCUUCUCUUUGUUAUUCCAAAACACACUUUUAUACACUUAUUUGCCCAUAUUUGUUUCAAUGCAAGUUCAUUCUAGGACUUUGUGGGCCUAAAUAUAAGUUUACUAAUUCCCCCUCAGUUACAUACUUGGACCUGUUUGCUUCAGGUGCUUUAAUCUCUCCACCUCUGGCUGAUCUGGGAGCUGUGGGAUCUGUUUCAAAACAAGGGGUCUUUUUUCUAUCACCACUAAAAUAUCUCAUUCCCCUUUUUGUUAUUUCUUUCUUGUGAAAAAACUCAGAAAGGUUCUUCUUUAGUUUCAAUUGAAACUCGUCCUCGGCAGCUUUAUCUGUUGAGUUCCCAUCACUUUUAUUUUAUUCAGCUGUAUAUUAUUUGUACUACUUUAUUUACUUCUGAUAGAACUGUUAAUAUUCAGAUAUUUAUAGUUUUGUUUGUUUGGGGUAGCUUUCUUUUGUUUCAUUUUGCCUUUUCAUAUCAGUCUCAAUCAUUUUAAUAUGCGUUGUAGAUGUUAAUGUAUUUUCAUUGUUACAUGUACAUUUUUUUAGGGUGCAAACCUUUUUUGCCCCUUGCUACAUCCACAUAUUUUUUUUUUUGUUGCAAAUGUCUUGCAUCUCCGAAAGAUUUAAUAGUGAUCCCUUCUGACCAAAUGAACAUGUUUUUUGAAAGUGGGCUUUUCAAAAACAAAGACUAACCACUAAAAGUUGGUCUCUAAAUUGUGUAAUAUAAAAAAAAGUUUACCCCAACCCUCUGGAGUCAAUAUAACUUAUUGUUAAUAGUAUAUUUUUGUCGUUUUAGUAAAGUGCUUUACUGUAGAAUGUACAGUAUUUGUUUAAAAUUGUAUCUUUUUUUGUAUAAUGCUGUAAAUUAUACAAACAAACUUUAACAUAUUACCUUGAGUAUAAUUUGGUAGAUGUUUUUUGUAAAUUACACUUAAAGGCAUUUCAUUUGACACAAUGCUGCUGAAACCCAAAUUACACAAAUCCAAGUCUCCUUUAAAGUUGAACAGAUCGAGUGGAUGCAAUAGUGAAGCAUUUCUGUAGAUGCUGUCACUAAACAGCUUCAGUUUUUGCUUAGAAAAUGCUCCCUCAUUUUAGACAUGUCAAAACUUAUAUAUCACCCAUAAAGUUUGUGGAGAAGGGAUGUACAGUAAAGGUAGAUUUGGAUUCAGCCAGUGUUUUUAGAUGUGAAUCAACAAACUGGUGCCUUCUGCCUGAGAAAGACACUGGGGCUGGUAAAACAAAGAGUCCAGCCGUACUUCUGACCAUCUCAUAUACGUAAUGACUUUCACUGGAGAUUCGAACUCUGCCUGGCAGUGAUAUCAUUUAAAGGCUGUGUGGCUGUGACUCGUGUCACACAGAACUCUUCAUACUCAGCCCUUGUGCCUUUCAAAAAUCAAUACUAUCAUCUCCCCUCCUCAAUGCUAUCUCAUUAACAGCAAUGACCUAUUUUUGUCUUUGUUUUAUAUCCUGUACAUAUGGCUGUCAUGUACAAAACGAGCUGUAUUUUCAAUGGUUUUUUAAAAAAAUAAAACAAUAAUUCAUGCUUGUA